AUGUCUGCCCGAUUGUCGCCCGGAGGGGCGCUUCUGAGAACAUCGCGGAUGUUCUCAGUCCCCAAGCCACUCCCGAAACCUGGAGGCGAAGCCGCUGCCAUCUCACGAUUCGCAUCACCGACGGCGACGGCGCCCUUCCCUACGCACCAAUCCAUCACCACGACCGAAUCAUCAAGACUCCUCGGCGACUGGGGCUUUAAGCGUUCUCUUCCUCUUCGAUCUACGACACAGUCCUCGACCCCGGUCGUCCGCAUCAAGCAGAUCGACUGCUUCGAGAAUGUCACCGAUUAUUCUUCCGCCGCCGACCACACCCUCUCUCUCCAGAAGUUCCAGGAGCUCAACCUACCCAUCUCACUACCCGGGGCCAACCGCUCGCGUCUGGGCGGCCCCAACGUCGGCGCCAAGUCUGUCUUUGAGGAUGACGGUGACUUCACCGCAAUGGAGCCCGGUCGCGAAAAUGAGGAGAAGAGGUGGAAGUUCAAGGGCCCCUGGCUGGCCGGCCUGACCGAGGGCGAGUUCAACCGAUUCCUGCGCAAAAUUGUCCGCAAAAGGCGCGAGCCUUUCCGCGCCUUCUUGAAGAAGCGUAUCGCCACCGAAUUGACGGCUGCGCGCCACCAAAAGUCGCUGGACGCCGGCGAGGGCAUACCCCCGCAGGUUUUGCCCCAGGAUGUUACCGAUGAGCAACUGACCGAGUACCUUCGCAAGCUGCGAUCCGACCGCAUCACGUUGUAUUCGCUGGUCAGCGAGUUCCUGGACCUCGCACCCCUGAACCCGCCUACCUCCAUGGCCGACUUCGGCAGGUCGGCCGAGAAGACGAAGCGUCCCAGUCUGUAUGCCGAGAACGGCCCGCCCAUCUCCCACCCUUCGGCCGGUAUCUCAUACCUUCGCACCGCGGCUUUCGUCGAGAACCAUCCCGUCUAUGGUCCCCAGGCACACCAAACGCCCGUCUUGGCCCGUAUCAUUGCCCCGAGGGCGGGACCUAGCAACGCGAAGCUGGGAGUUGGAGGCUUCAUCACCGAGACGCCUCAGGGCGACAGUGUCUUCAACCAGAGGUCCUACUCGGGUCAAAAGUCUGGCAUUGCCGGUGUUGCCUCCUUCGACCCCGAUAUCAAGGGUGGUGCCAAGGCUUACGUGCGGCCCACGUCUGCCCGGGUAGACUCUUCUGGCAUGGUGCAGAUCACCGUCGGCGAGGCCAACCAGGAGGCGCAGCUGAUUAGCAAGGAGAUGGUUGGCAAGGCCACAAUUUACAACGACAGGUCUAAAUCCGACCUCCCAACGGGGCAGGACCGCAAGCCGCACCUGAGGACUGUGCGGGGGACCGACACUCAACAGCCGACGGAGACUGUUGGCAGCUCUACGACGUACGGACUCGACUCCUGA
Molecule: messenger RNA, 1380 nt
Organism: Colletotrichum higginsianum IMI 349063
Lineage: Eukaryota; Fungi; Ascomycota; Sordariomycetes; Glomerellales; Glomerellaceae
Exons: 1
Coding region: 1-1380 (459 amino acids)
Biological process (GO): mitochondrial translational initiation
Cellular component (GO): mitochondrial small ribosomal subunit
Molecular function (GO): structural constituent of ribosome
Source: RefSeq, a predicted model, not a curated record